Fonsecaea multimorphosa CBS 102226 is the source of this 2214-nucleotide messenger RNA. RefSeq lists its product as uncharacterized. Gene Ontology annotation, molecular function: DNA binding; zinc ion binding; DNA-binding transcription factor activity, RNA polymerase II-specific. Gene Ontology annotation, biological process: regulation of DNA-templated transcription; DNA-templated transcription. Lineage: Eukaryota; Fungi; Ascomycota; Eurotiomycetes; Chaetothyriales; Herpotrichiellaceae. The coding region runs from base 1 to 2214 and encodes 737 amino acids. The transcript has 2 exons. The record is from RefSeq and is a predicted model, not a curated record.
AUGACUCCACCCGUGAUGGAUCAACCGCACCAGACCUCCUCGACGCAGCGAGGGCGCCCUCGACAGCGCUCGGCAGUCGCCUGUACCUGGUGUCAUUCCCGGCGCGUGAAGUGCAAUGCUGCGGCCAAAGGGACGCCAUGUUCCAAUUGCGAGGCCGCCGGGCGCAGCUGCAUCCUUAUCGAGAGCAAAAGAGGCAAGAAGAGGAAAGUGUCGACCUCUCCCUCCUUUGCCGCUCAACGCGACCUGUCAAGCAUCGCACGGGCUUCCCCGGUAGAGGAGACGAGCCCGGCGCAGCAUGGCAAUGUCUACGAUCCUCUCAAGGGUGUGAGGAAGAACCAGCCCAAGAGUCUGCGGGAGAGCCGUCCUCGAACGGCGUCCACCUCCACGACGUGUGUCCCUGACAAACCUGAUCUGGCAGCCCAGGACUCGCAAGAAACACUCUAUGCUCAAGUGCUCGACAAGGCCACAAACACGGGCAUAGCCCCGGACGUCAAAGAAGGAGUUGUCCAUGUCAUGUACAUGGGGGAGACGUUCAAUUUGACGCAUCUCUUGCGGCAGACCAAUCCUGACUCUGCUCGGUCUACACGCAAGAGGCACUACGUGGUCCGGUUCAAUCCCAAGAAUCGAACGGCCAGUUCUGUCGAGGAAGAGGACCAUGUGCUCACGUCGUUCCUGCAGCAUCAAGGCUGCUUCACCCUCCCGUCUGUCCAUACUUGCUACCAGCUGUUCCAGACCUAUUUCGAAUAUGUCCAUCCUCACUAUCCCAUCAUUGAUCGCGAGGAUUUUGCUGCCCAGUACACUGAUCUCAAAACCCCAGCUUCGUACCUGCUGCUACAGAGUGUCUUAUUCAUGGCCUCGGGACACUGCGAGCUAUCUGUCCUGGUCGACGCGGGGUUCGAAUCAAGAUACCACGCUCGGAAGACGUUCUUCCAGCGAGCAAAGGCCCUGUACGACAAUGACCAUGAACCGAACAAGGUCACCGUCGUCCAAGCCGUAUUCCUGAUCAGCUUCUGGUGGAAUGGACCGACGGAUCAAAAGGACACAUGGCACUGGCUGGGCAUCGCAAUCAGCCUCGCGCUGACGCUGGGCAUGCACCGAUCGACGCAACAUUCCGACAUGAAACCAAGAGAUCGGUGCCUGUGGAAGAAGAUUUGGUGGUCACUCUUCGCCGAAGACAAGCAUGCCGCGACCGCGCUGGGCCGACCGGUCCAUACCCGACGAAGAGACUGCGAUGUUGAACCCCUCGCUAUCACGGAUUUCGACGAGCUUCCCGUCUCCAGAUCAGACAUCUUCGGCAGCCCUGAACGUGUCGACGGGCUCUAUGUCAUUGCACUGGUCGAGCUUUCUAUGAUUGCCGAGAGCAUCGUCGAGAGAUCCUUUACCGCCUUCAAUGCUACGACCUCGGACAAUGCUGACAUGUUCCAGUCUUGCUCCCAAGCAUUGGAGCAAUGGAAGUCGGGGCUCCCGCUCGAACUGCGGAUCGAAUACACCAGCAGCUGUCUCUGGACGAGCAUGCUGCAUAUUGCACACAGUUGGUUCGAGAUCGUCACCCACCGGUCCAUCUCACCGCAGAACUUGUCUCCACCGUCGAUGAAGACGGCGCACUUUCUCGCCAUGGACGCGGCGAACCGCAUGGUGCGCAUUGUCGAAGAGCUUCUGUCGCAGUCGCACAUCUUGCACUGCCCGAUCCACAUAGUCCCCGCGCUGUUCGCCGCCAUGGGCAUGCAAGCUGUCGACAUCUGCUCGGGCCAGUCGAUCCUGGAACAACUGGGCGUUGUGAAAGUGAGACUGGCCAUGAUCGCCCUGCGCGAGCUGCAGAGCACCUGGCCCGUGAGCGGCUGGAUCUUUCGCCUGUUUGCAAAGAUUGUGCGCCGAAUCCGCAAUGGCGACGAGCUGCUCCCCAACGAGCCAGUUAAUGCCUCACCGCCGGUGCAGAUGAAGAGCCACCAACUCACCACCGAGGAUACGAGUCCUGCGAUGGCACAGAGCGAGGUGAUGGAGCAGCCAGCACUAGUCAACGGCAAGUCUCAAUACGGAGGACAAGACCCGAGCCUCACGGCGCCCAUGUACGCGAUGUCCACGACCCAACCCGCCGGCGCAGGCCGAUACUUGUUUCCCGACGCGUCGAACCUGGCUAUGCCGGUGAGUUAUCCGGCAGACUGGGGCACGAUACUCGACGAUGGCGCAUGGGGUGACUUGGAGUACGAAUUUUAG